This is a messenger RNA of Neoarius graeffei (lesser salmon catfish), 9932 nucleotides long. RefSeq names its product ttk protein kinase (gene ttk). Gene Ontology annotation, biological process: chromosome segregation; protein localization to kinetochore; peptidyl-serine phosphorylation. The transcript is spliced from 25 exons. NCBI's taxonomy places the organism in Eukaryota, Metazoa, Chordata, Actinopteri, Siluriformes, Ariidae. Gene Ontology annotation, cellular component: kinetochore; nucleus; spindle. Gene Ontology annotation, molecular function: protein serine/threonine/tyrosine kinase activity; protein serine/threonine kinase activity; ATP binding. Bases 110 to 3082 code for a protein of 990 amino acids. The record is from RefSeq and is a predicted model, not a curated record.
GAACGCUGAACAAAACAGUUUUUCCUGGUGCUUCAUUCGCGGAUUACAGGAUAAUCAGAGAUACGACACAAAUACAGGUUUUGUGAAGUUUUCCAGUAGAAGUGGCGGCAUGGAUGAGGAAGAGAACACUGACCGGAAGUUACAGAUUGCCAUGCUCUAUCAGAAGCUGGAGAAGAUAAAGAGAUACUACAAUGAUGAUGACACAGACAACAUUAAUCAGAUCAUCAGUUCCAAUUCACCAGAUACAUGUCAUAUGUUUUUGACUAACCUGGAAAAGAAAGGCAAUCCCCAGUCAGAUCCUACUCUCCUCUCCAAAUUAAUGGAUUGCUACACCCGGGUUUUCUCAAGCAUGCCACUAGGAAAACACAGCCAGAAUUUAAGCUAUGCAAGGAUGCUGGUCAGAUUCGCAGAGCUUAAAGCAAUCCAAGAUGUCACUGAUGCCCGGGAUAGUUUUGACAUAGCAAGAUCCCACUGCAAGGAUUUUGCCUUUGUCCAUAUAGCGUGUGCUCAGUUUGAGCUUUUACAAGGCGAUGUAAAGAAAAGUGCCUCGAUUCUUCAGCAGGCGAUUGAAGUGGGCGCUAAGCCGUGGGACACGCUGGAAACUGCAGUGCAGAAUCUAAAACUGGGUAAAUGUCAACUCGUUUCCCAAGAGGAUAAAGAGAAUAUUGCAGUGACUGAAAAGCCACAAGAACCCAUAAAGAGCAACUUCCUGUCCAAAGGUGACUCCAGGAAUUCUGAUGGAUCAGGUGACUUUCAGCUGGCCAGUGGCUUUUCACUGGGAUCUGAUCUGAAAAACAGCUCACCAGAUGACCAUGUUCUGGUCCGGAGGUCCAGCUCACAACGCAAAAGAACAGUUGCGAUGCCUGGGAGGAUUCCCAUGGUACCCCUGUCUAUUCCUGAAAAUGAAAAUAUUGAUAGUGUUUACAAACCUGAGGCUCCCAGCUAUAGCAGUACUUUGUCGAGGCCAACAUAUCGUUCGGGUGCCUUCACGCUUUCCUCUUCAAAGAAGAGUUCUGGAGAUGGAGACUCUUAUAACUACAGCCUGUUAAAUCUGAAGCCACUUGUUAUUAGCCCAGAGCCACAUCCUGGGGAGGACAUUGUUGAUGUGGACUCCAUCACAGCACUUCUGCACAGACCAGAACGGAAAGAUACCAUUGACUUUACUAGCCAGAUAAUGGGAUUAAACUCUCCUGAGGCUUGCUAUACCUAUCUCACAGACCUGGAGAGGAUCAAUGACCCUCGUACAGAUGCUGCUUUUCUCUCCAAGCUGUUGAGUUACUACUCUAAAGUGUUCACCAGGUUUCCUCUGGAACAGUAUCAUAAACUUGAAAGCUAUGCACGGAUACUGGUCAGAUACGCGGAGUUAAAAGGAAUUGAGGAUCCUGAUGAAGCCGAAGAUAAUUUCAUAAUUGCCAGAGCAAACAGCAAAGUAUUUGCCUUUGUUCAUAUCGCCCAUGCUCAGUUUGAGCUCUCACAAGGUAAUAGUAAGAGAAGUGCUUCCAUUCUGCAAAAGGCCCUAACAGCAAAUGCAAAACCAACUGAACUUCUCCAGAUGGCAAUGAAGAAUUUAAAGUCUGGAAAAACCCAGCUUCUCCCCACUGAAAAUAAAGAGAAUGUGACCGAUGUAGCAGGUGCUUCCAGUGAUGGAAGAAGUAAAGAGGAGGAGAAUCCACUGAGGAGUUCCACAAAUAAAGCACAGCCUAAACCAUGCAUUAUGGACAGUUUGCCUGAAUGGAAGAUUUCUGCAAGUGUCAGACAAGCUUCUCCAGAGGAACAUAAGCGUGCUGUAGAUCCCCUUCCCACUCCACGUCCUCUUCAGUCACUAAGAACUCCCUCAGCUGUCUCUGUUCCAUCCAGGAUAAACCCAGUCAUUAGCUUUCAGACACCCAACUACAAAGACUCUCAGGCAAACAGUUUUGUUACACCUGUAGUGAAACAGAGACCAGCUGUUGUAUCUCUUCCAUCUCAGAGGGUCAGCCACGCUCAGUUACCCUGCACCCCACAGAGUCAGGCAUCAUUUCUCCAGCAGACACCACAGAGUUCUGUCAGUACCAUCUCUAAUGAAUCUAUCACCAUCAAAGGCAGACAGUUCUUCAUUUUGAAGAUGAUAGGCCGAGGUGGUUCCAGUAAGGUAUACCAGGUUCUGGACCAGAAGAAACAACUAUACGCUGUAAAAUAUGUGAAUCUGGAGGAAGCAGAUGCCCAGACAGUUGAAAGUUACAAAAACGAGAUUGAGCACCUGAACCACCUCCAGCAGUACAGUGACCAGAUUAUCAAACUGUAUGAUUAUGAGAUCACAGACCGCUACAUCUAUAUGUUGAUGGAGUGUGGUAACCUGGACUUCAACACAUGGCUUCGCAACCGCAAGACUGUCAACUCACAAGAAAGGAAGUUCUUCUGGAGGAACAUGCUCGAGGCAGUGCAGACUAUCCACAAGCAUGGAAUUGUCCACAGUGACCUAAAGCCAGCUAAUUUUGUCAUUGUCAAUGCAUCACUGAAGCUCAUUGACUUUGGCAUAGCAAACCACAUUCAGCCAGACAUGACAAGUGUUAUGAAGGACUCGCAGGUGGGGACAUUAAACUACAUGCCACCAGAGGCAAUUAAAGACACCUCAUCAAAAGGUGGAAAACCAAGGUCAAAGAUUAGUCCAAAGGGAGACGUGUGGUCACUUGGAUGUAUACUGUAUUGUAUGACCUAUGGGAAAACUCCUUUCCAAAACAUCACCAACCAGAUCACUAAACUCCAUGCUAUUAUUGAUCCAUCCCAUGAGAUUGACUUUCCUGAUAUUCCUGAGAAGGAUCUGCUAGAUGUAUUGAAGCGGUGCCUGGUGCGGAAUCCCAAAGAGCGAAUCUCGAUUGCAGAACUGCUCGAUCAUCCAUACUUACAGCUGCAGCCUCAGCAACCGUCUGAACCAGUGGAACCAUGCAACAAUGACCUAAAGAGAAUUCUGAAUGAGUUGGCUGCUUUACAGUCUCCAAACAGCAUUGCAAGAGCUGCUAGUAACCUAGCAAAAAUGUGCAACAGUGGGAAGAAGCUGGAUGUUUCUGAGUGUGUCAGGAGCUCCAUUCAGUCCUGGAAGUGAACAUGCUGAUGUAGUGACUGCAUUAAUAGUUCAUAAUGAUAGUUUGACAACAUGGCAUGCAAUUAGUUGGAUAUAUUGAAAAUGACCAUUAUUUUUUACAUCAGAUUUAGGUUGUCUGUUGUUCUGAAGAAAAAGAACAAUGACUUGAGUUACUUGUAUUCUUUGUUUUUGAAAAACCUUGAACUUUUUUCAAGUUUCUAUCUUUGAAUUCUAUUAAAUUCAAGCCACUUUUUUUUUUAAAUUGGCACUGUGCCCUGAUUUCUGUCUGUAUGUUUAAAGUUCACACAAAUAAACGAGGGUUAUGUAUAUAACCGCGGUUCUAUGAGUUUCGGAUGACCGCCAGAGGCGGUGCUUUCAGCACAUGGAUAUCCAUCACAUGAACGUGCAGGUCGAGUAAUAGUAACAACAAAGUCACGUGUGACCUGGGUGACGUCACCCCGUGACCCCGGCACAAAAGACCGGUGAACCCAGGAAGUGACCUCUUGGCAAAUCUUCUCGUGUACACUCCGAGUGACUGCCAAGCUCUGGCGGUCAUCCGAAACUCAUAGAACUGCGGUUAUAUACAUAACCCUCGUUCUAUUUCGUUUCUCCUGACCGCCAGAGGCGGUGCUUUCAGCACAUGGAUGACUAAUACCAACCAGGUCAUGAGGAGUGCCUACCCAUACUCAGUGCUGCUGCGACGGGCCUGGAAUGACGGCCGUCGCCACAGGAUUAUGUGGGACGACAUUAAGACGGUAAAACCUGGUGAAGGUGCAGCUGGAAGCCCAGGAGGCUGCGCUGCAUAUGUCUGAAAGGGGCACGCCCUUCAGUGAUGCCCAUGAGGCCGCCAUGCCCCGUGCAGAGUGCGCCCUGACAGCCGGAGGAAUCGGGGAGCCACUGUGCCUGUAGGCAUGUAAUAUGGCCUCGACUAUCCACUUGGAUAGCCACUGCUUAGAGAGCGCCAGACCCCUCCUCGGCCCUGUGUGGCACAGAAACAGGGCGUCACUCCUACGGAAGCCCUCCGUACGGGACACGUACACCCUGAGGGCGCGAACUGGGCACAAAAGUUCCGACCUCUCACCAUGGCCCGUCUCGAACGCCACAACACUAAGGGGCUGGUUGACGAAGGUAGCAGAGAGGGUCUUCGGGAGGAAAGAGGGGUUAGGCCACAGAGUGACCCCACUGUUGCCGGAGUGCCACUGCAGGCACUCCCCACUGACUGACAGCGCGUGUAAUUCCCCGAUGCGCCUCGUCGAUGGUAAUGGCCAGAAGAAAAGCAGUCUUCAGGGAGAGCCAUGAAAUGUCUGCCGUGAGCAGGGGCUCAAACGGUGCGUCGCAGAGAGCCUGCAGCACCAAGUGAAGAUCCCAUGUGGGUACCCGGCUCUGUCGGGGGGGUCUCAACCGGAGAGCACCCUUCAAGAAACGUGCCACCAAGGGGUGGGACCCCACGGUCCUUCCCCCAACUCUGGCAUGCUGAGCAGAGAUGGCAGCUGCAUAGACCUUGAUGGUGGAAGGAGUAAGACCCUUAUCAAACAGAGACUGGAGGAACAGUAGAAUGGUCGGCAGGGGGCAGCAUGUAGGCUCCUCCCCCCGAGUCAAGCACCAGUUGGAGAAAAACCUCCAUCUGUUGGCGUAGAGGGCAUUGGUGGAGGGUGCCCGAGAGCUUGCAAUGGUGUUGACCACUGCCGGCUCACAAAGACCUAGCAGGGGGUCCGGCCCUUCAGCGGCCACACCCAGCGCUGCAGACGGGCUGGAUCCGGGUGCCAGAUCUGCCCUCCCAGCUGUGAUAGCAGGUCCGUCCUCACUGGCAGGCACCAGGGGUCGCCGUUCAGAAGUUGCAGCAACUUGGGAAACCACACUUGGCCCGGCCACCGAGGGGCGACAAGCAGCAGCCCGUGGUGGUCCAUCGCAACCCUGUGUAGGGUUGGCACGAUCAGCAGCAGAGGGGGGAAGGCAUACAGCAGUUGCCUCGGCCAAGCAUGCGCCAGCGCAUCCUGGCCCAGGGAGCUGGGGCCGUGGAGGCUGAACCACAGAGGGCAGUGUGUCGACUCCUGGCAGGCAAAGAGGUCCACCUCUGCCCUGCCAAAACGUUCCCAGAUGGCGAGAACCACCGCUGGGUUGAGUCUCCAUUCCCCGGGAUCGGGGUCCUGGCGGGACAGCAGAUCUGCUGCCCUGUUGGCAGUGCCUGGCAAGUACAUGGCACGCAGGCUCAAGAGAUGUCGAUGGGCCCACCGCAGAAGUUGGCCGGCCACUUCCAAGCACUGGAGGGACUUGGUGCCUCCCUGGUGGUUGAUGUAGUACACUACCGUAGCGUUGUCCGUCCGCACCAGAACGUGUCUGCCGGCCAGGCCUGGGAGGAAGUGCUGUAGGCCGAGGAACACAGCCCGUAGCUCCAGCACGUUGAUGUGCUGCUGUCGCUGCCCUGGACUCCAGCAGCCUCUGACGGUCCGGCAUUGCCAGACUGCACCCCAACCUCCCAGGGAAGCAUCCGUGGUGAUGACCUCCCUCCGGGAGGGGAUAGCCGCCAGCGGAACACCCCGCAGAAGGUAAGCCCUCCUCCUCCAUGGACGGAAGAGCCUGAAAAAAGUAUCCGUCACCUUCACGAGCCUGCGCCCGUGCAGCGCCGGGUGGAGGUGGAGACCGUUGAGCCACCUCUGAAGCGGGCGUAAGUCCAGGAGUCCCAGCGGGACCAGAGAGGAGGCUGCCGUAAGCAUGCCCAGCAGGCGCUGAAAGGUCUUCAGGGCGAGUGACCUGCCCCGUCCGAAGCGGCCAAGCAGCAGGCGGAUGUUGUGGAUCCUGGUCUGGGAGGGGGUUGCCAUCAACGACCUCGAAUCCAGGUGCAUGCCCAAGAAAGUCGUCUCCUGGCUGGGCACCAGCGAGCUCUUCUUGUAAUUCACCCUGAGCCCCAGCUCUGUGACAUGUGAGAGCACAGUCGCGAUGUCGGUGUGGGCCUGAGCUGCUGACCGUGAACAGACGAGCCAGUCGUCCAGGUAAGGCAGGACACGCAAACCCCUUGCCUGAAGUGGUGCCAAUGCCGCUGCCACACACCUGGUGAACACACGGGGUGCCAGCGAUAUCCCAAAGGGCAGAACAUUGAACUCGAAAGCCUGGCCCUCGAAGACAAUCCGCAGGAACUGCCUGUGGUGUGGCGCAAUGGGAACAUGGAAAUAGGCGUCUUUCAGGUCGACGGUGGCAAACCAGUCGCCCGCCUGGAUGUGGUGUAAGACAUCCACUGUACGCAGCAUGCGGAAUCUCAUGGUCUUCAAGUGGGAGUUGAGGGACCUCAGGUCGAGGAUCGGGCGGAUACCGCCGUCCUUCUUCGGAACCAGAAAAUACCUGGAGUAGAACCCACCUUGCUGUCUCUGCCUGUCGACGGGAGAGAUUGCUCCUUUCUCCAGGAGGGUGGCGAUUUCCUGCCGGAGGACGAGGGACUUCCCCAGAUGGCUCACGGUGGUGUGUUUGACCCCAUGAAAACGCGGCGGUUGGCGGCAGAACUGGAUGCGGUAACCCUCGGUGAGGGUCACCAGCACCCAGGGGUCUGGGGUCAACGCUCUCCAGCUUUGGAGCUGUUCGCUGGAAAAGUGGCCGACCGCCGGCGCGCUGAUGUCAGCGCCGCCCAGACCGCCCCCAUCGGUCACCAUGGGGGCGACGAGGAGCGGACUGGGUGUAGGGGGCGGCGCCGCGGGUCCAGGAGGUGGUGGGGCGACGAAAGUCAUCAACCCGUCUGGUCUCCUGGCGGGUGCGUGGCCGAGACAGAGUCGGUGUGGGCCCCCUGAAGGACUGGGCAGCGUUGCCGUGGUGGUGGACCUGGCGGAGGCCAGCGAACUGCUGUUGCGCCUGGACGACCUGGGCACUCCGGUCCAGGGCUUGCUGAGCGGCCUCGCCAAACAGCUCCCCAGGGACAACAGGGAGAGAGCGCAGCACAUGCCGGUCGGGCUCGGCCAGAGGGGACUGCGCCAGCCAUAUCUGCCAGAGGGUGAGAUACGACAUCAGCCGGCCCAGUUCCCGCGACGAGUAGGUAAAGGCCUGGAGAGCCGCGUCGCACAGCUCCCGUGAUGCCGCGCUCGUCCCCUCCAGCGUCUGGGCGAGGGCCAGCAGCAGAUGGGACAUGGAAUUGUCAAUUCGACCCAUUCGUGCCGCCAUGUCAUAUCCCCGCACGAUGAGGUCGUCGGUCGCACGGCAUUGAGUGCGGGGGCAUCGGGCGUCAGGCCACAGAGCCUCGUUGGGCGAAAGGACGAGGGCAGCCACGGAGGGCUCAAUGUUGGGCAUCUGCUGGAGGCUGUAGGUAGGGGCGUCCUGCAUUGCUGCCAGGGCCCUGCAGUCACUAGGGAGGUGGGAAAGGCGUCUAGGGUCCGCCCAACACCUCUGUAACUCCUCGAUGUAUGGGGCCGAGGGCGGAACAGACAACGAGGAAGGCUGUGUGGAGCCUCUGAAGAAAGCGCUCUGAUGCUGGGCCACCGGGGGCAUGUCCAACCCCAGACGGGCCAAUGGAGCCCUCAGCGUUGGCUGGAUGGAUGAGCGUCCGCCUUCCGACGCUGCCACGGUGCCAUGGCUGGUGGCCUGGGAACUGGCCGGAGAGGUGGAGUCGUGACCGUCAGACCCACCGCAGUCAAAGCUCUCAGACACCCGGAUCGACAGCUCAUCCAGGCCGCGUGCAUCAACGGCUGGUGACAGAAGCGGUGGUGAUGGCGAACGGUCGGGCUGCCAGGCAGAUGGGGUGGCUGCGGGAACACUGCUGCCUUGUGGCGGAGGCUGGAGAUUCGCCAGCAGGGCCUUCAUCUCCUCCAGCUCGGCGGACAUCACCUCCACCUUCCGAGCCAAAUCGCCUGAGCGCUUCUUUUUCGCCUUGGAAGCGGAGACGUGUGGGGGAGCCCCACGGCGCUUGCUGGGCCCCGCUGCUGCAGCCGGCACCAUGUCCUGUCCCCCCGAGGCCUGGGGGAUGUCAGACGGAGGAUCCAUCCGAGCCAGCCUGGCGGUCCGUGCAGCCACGCUCAGGCACAUGCAGUCUGCGCAGGCCAUGUCCGUCAGCCCCUGCCGCAGGUGAUCAAUACCCAGGCACGAGGGGCACUCGCGGUGGCCGUCCUCCGGCUCAAGGGGGGCCCGGCAGUUGGCGCAGCAAGAGAAUAGGUCCAUGACACCUGGCUGGCAGAAGGGAACUUAAAAAAUAGAGCGAGAACACCCCAAAUAAGUAUCCCAAAAUAAACAAUCAGGCGGCAACGAAAAACGACCGGGCGAACACACCCGUGGUCGGGAAAAAAAAAAUGGUGCGAGGGCCUAAGCGGGAGCACCCGGACCUCGCGAACCGCGAGCCUACUGCCGCGGGUUUAAAAGACAGCCGCAACUAAACAGUCACUCACUAGCGUGAGAAGACAUCAUACGCCGCUAAAACGCACAAGACAGCCGGCCCGUGAGCAGGCCGGAGGCAAGGUUACACAAAACAAGGCGGUCGAUAAUAUUAACAAAGAUAGGCGCCGUGCGCCACAGAACUGAUAACAAACAGCGGCGAGAAACACCGCUUUAAUUUAAAUGAAUGAAAACCGCUUACCUGAACGAAAACAAGCCGGCCUCCAGCGGCGAGGACACCGCCUCGGAGGGCUAGUCAGCUAACUCCACCGAGCGAGAGCACUCCGCUUAACGGAGUAACAAACAAUACGAAUACAACACACACAAGACAGCUGGCCCGUGAGCAGGCCGGAGGCAAGGCUAUACAAAACAAGGCGGUCAAUAAUAUUAACAAAGAUAGGCGCCGUGCGCCACAGAACUGAUAAACAGCGGCGAGAAACACUGCUUUAAUUUAAAUGAAUGAAAACCGCUUACCUGAACGAAAACAAGCCGGCCUCCAGCGGCGAGGACACCGCCUCGGAGGGCUAAUCAGCUAACUCCACCGAGCGAGAGCACUCAGCUUAACGGAGUAACAAAUCAAUACGAAUAUAACAACGAGAAAAAGAAUUGGUGGACUUAAUGCAGUUUCUUGGAGGAUGCGUAAGCACAGCCCCAACCCUACGGGUAACGAAACUAACACGGCGCUUUGUCCAAAUUCCAAUCCAACUCGCAACCUGCAAACCCGAGAAGAUGCAAGAGGUCGCUUCCUGGGUUCACCGGUCUUUUGUGCCGGGGUCACGGGGUGACGUCACCCAGGUCACACGUGACUUUGUUGUUACUAUUACUCGACCUGCACGUUCGUGUGAUGGAUGUCCAUGUGCUGAAAGCACCGCCUCUGGCGGUCAGGAGAAACGAAAUAGAACCUACCCUUAUGGUAUAGUAACCUGUACGGUAUAUUUCUGUGGUACUAUACAUGGAGGAUAUUGCAUGGUUGCGUGAAGAUAUGAAAUUUAUCUUUUGAGUUGUGAAUAGAUAGAUCAUGAGUGAGUCAAGUGAACGAGUAAUAUAUUUUUCAACACAAGAAGAUAAACUUCAUGCCAACAUGUAAUGUUCUUUAUAUUAUAUGGACACAUCCACAAAAAAAUGCACACGUUAAUCAAAAGAAUUUUGAUUUUGAACUGGUUUGCCAUUCGGACAAUGCAAAGACACUGGGAGUGAUGUCAUGGGAGUGAAAUAUCAGAAAAUAUCACUCAGAGCCACAAUGUAUUUCAUAUGUAAAAUGUGAGUUUUUCAACACGGGAAGAUAAACUUCAUAUCUUCAAGCCAAAUCUUAUUAUAUAGACACAUUCACAAACAAAAAGUACCCACAUUUAUCAAAACAAUUCAUUGAUUUUCCUCACAAGUGAAAUAGAGAUUUAUGUCUCGGUUUUGGUUCUCCAUGUCCCGGAUGUAGCUUGUAUGAAAAAUGAGUGGCAUGUUUCCCAGUAAAACUCAUGUCCCUAUAAUAUGUUUGAAGAGAUAAAAAAUAAUAAUAAUAAUUAAUUUUGGA